Molecule: messenger RNA, 1524 nt
Organism: Ciona intestinalis (vase tunicate)
Lineage: Eukaryota; Metazoa; Chordata; Ascidiacea; Phlebobranchia; Cionidae
Source: RefSeq, a predicted model, not a curated record
GUGACUGCUGAGACAAAGUGACGUGUUCGAGUACCGAGUCAAACCCACUUCAUUUGGUUCAGACGCGGUUGUAAUCUGCAAAGAUGAAUAUUGGUGUUUUGCUGUUGCAGCUUAUAGUGCAGAUUGUCUCGAGCCAAACUGAGGUUAGUUAUAUAACCAGGCCGGAGAUUUCCAUGCAGUUUCAGGCAACCAGUCUUCCUCGAGUACAAGCACCAAGUUCAGUAAAUAUCGGCAAAACUGUCGUGCGAGAAUACUUGAGCGCUGGAUAUUCAAGAUUCGUGGAAGGGUGUGACGCAACAUGGAGGGUGCCAUGCAAUAACACAGCAAUUACAAGCGAUGUAUGUUCUCGAUGGAAGUGCUGUUGGGAUCCGACACACCCUGUACCGUGUGCGCAUAACAAAUACUUUUUAAUAAAGCUGGCCAAUUCAGAACCAGAAUACAAAUCAUGUGGGGUUCCUCAGACUUCUCUGACAACCGGGAACAAUGCAAUUGCGAAUCCGCCACUUGUACCAUUUAUAUUGUCCAUAUUGAAAGGACGAAUCGUUGGUGGAACGGCGGCUGCAGACGGUGAUUGGCCGUGGGCGGCUUACAUAUUCGAGGUCGCUAACGGAAUAAUUAAUGGCGGUAUCUGCGGUGGAGCCUUGAUCAAUGAUCAGUGGGUUAUAACCUCCGCUCAUUGCAUCGGAACGAAUAAUCCGUUGUUGUACGGAGUAGUGCUUGGGGAACACAAGGUGAGCGUGCUUACAGGACACGAAGUCGUCUCGUCCGUAGAUCGAAUUAUUUCACAUCCUUCAUUUGACCGAAAUUCCUUGGAUUAUGACAUCGCUCUAAUGAAGUUAACACUGAAGAUCACCUUCACGAAAUACAUUCGUCCCAUAUGUCUGGUCACUGCAGCAACAAGAACUGAUGAUACCAUCCCUCCUUCGUUUGCAGGGGCUGUUUGUGUCACUGUUGGUUGGGGAUUCACUUCUUCACCACAAGGCAAAAGAAGCGACCAACUUAUGCAGAUUAAUCUUUCCAUUACCCCUCGCAUUCUGUGUCGUUCCAUCGUGCAAUCCAAUGGGGCGGCAUAUAGCAACCGAUUUAUAUUUCCAUCCGACCCGCAGUUUUGCGCGGGUGGAAUGCUGGGUGAAGACACAUGCAACGGCGACAGCGGUGGACCAUUAAUGUGCAUGCAUGCUGAUGGAAAGUAUUAUCUUCAUGGGAUAACUUCAUACGGAACUACAGUGUGUGGCCAGUUAAAUAAACCUGGAAUUUACACAAAGAUCGCAACUCUCAGUUCUUGGAUAGCUGCAAAUGCGAUAUAAACCCAAUAUCUGUGAAUGAACUACUAAUAUGUUGUGGAGGUCAUGGGAGAAUGCGUGUAUAAUGUUUGGAGCAUUUUCUUGUACUGCGGCAGUUUCUUCUGUUUUCUUGUGUCUUUGUAAUAUUGAUUUUGCCUACGCUGCUCAAUGCAAAUAUCCCAAACAUUUAAAUACUUUUCCUCAUUGCUUUUUGCGUUGCAAUAAAUUUAUUAGACAUGAA